Molecule: messenger RNA, 1983 nt
Organism: Fusarium vanettenii 77-13-4
Lineage: Eukaryota; Fungi; Ascomycota; Sordariomycetes; Hypocreales; Nectriaceae
Exons: 4
Coding region: 1-1983 (660 amino acids)
Source: RefSeq, a predicted model, not a curated record
AUGGAGCAACACCAACGAGGGGGAAGUUGGUCAGCUUCGGCCGAGGCUGGCGGGAACUGUCAUGGCAGUGAUGGCAGCUGCUUCAUCGCCUUGCGUUCAAACUUCAUCUCCUCGGCUGAGUUUGCCAAGCGAUAUCCGAUCAUGGACCUCGACCACAGCGAGUCCUCGCUUUCCUGUAUACGACCGCCGUCAUCGCUGCUCAUUGAGCGCCCUGUCGAGCCCGAUGAGCCCGCCAACGCCCAGGAGAAGGGGAAGCGCGUCCACUUCUUUGAUUUCUUCUGCCCAAGCUCCCCAGCUGCUUCACCCAUCUCCCCCAGAGUCAUCGUCCAGCAUGACGAGAAGCGCUUCGAAUCAGCUGCCGUCUUUUCUCCAAGCCCCGAGGCUGGUCCAUCUACUUCACCCAAAAACGUCGUUCAUAAGGAGAAGCACUUUGAAUUACCCGAUGUCUUCUCUCCGACUCCUGCGAAUGUUCCACAUAUCUUACCCAAAGCCAUCAUCCAAAAUGAGCAAACGCGCCUCGACCUACCUGACGUCUUCUCCCCAACACCCGACACCGUCUCGCCAACGAAGCCAACGACAGACCACCACCUGCCCAGCUCAUCCUCUCACCAGCAUUCGUCUAUAGAGGUCAUCAGCACCCCCGCCGACCUGAGGAACUUCAAAAGCGGCGAGCUCGAGCGCGAAGGAGCCCCUGCUCGUGAGGUGCUCAGGGACCAGUUCACGGGUCCUUGCCCAGUUGGCGACCCUUCUGUGCUCGACCCGGGACCGUAUAGACUGAUGUUCCCGCCUGCAUCUCGCGACGCAUACCCCAACAUCGAGAGGUUCCCGUUUACAUUUGUGGAAUCGUCCAAGGUUGUCGACCUGGAAGAGCCGAUGGGAGAAUACGUUGAGCAGAGCGACAAGCUCGAAGACUUUCUCACCGCGCAGAGCAAGAAAUACACCAAAGACUAUACCAAGUACGCUCGACAACAUGCGAAGCUUACUGCGACCUGGAACAAGAUCAACGACGCCCGAUAUGCCAAGGCUGAGAAGGCAUCGCGCAGGGAAGAUCACAACCCCGCCAAGGGAGGGCACAUCAUCAUUGACCCUCUCACUCGAAACCAGCAACACAGGAUUAUUGACCUCGAGGCGGAUCUGGCACCGCUGAUGGAAAAGGUGGCGCUUAACCGUGCCGAGACUGAGGGCGCUAUCGCGGCGGCCUUCAUGUUCAACUGGGACUACGCUGAUCUCGCGCCGACGAAGGAACAGGUGGCUACAUUACGCGAGAUCAAGGGAUUCGAGAAGUUCGUCUUUAAGAAGGAGAAGCCUGAGGUCUUGACUGGUCUUGACUAUGUCGUCACUGAAGCUGACCUGCAUGGGCACGCCGGCAGUCGGAAUCCUACUCAGCCUCUGUUCGACGAUAUCCGAAAGGAGAGCAAGAAGGUCUACCAGGAAACGUUUUGGAAGCAGCGAAAGGAGGAGCUUCUACACGCUCCUGUAACUUCUCUCCCACUACCUCCACCUACUGAGCCUAUUGAGUCUACUGAGCCAGCUCCCUGGGAGGCGUUCCUGUGUCCCAAACCCAAGACGACCGUCAAGGACGAAGCCAAGUCAUCGACUCUGAUUCCCGACUGGUUCCCCUUCUUUGUCAAAUCCAACAUCUUCAAGUUCGAGAGCUACAAACUCCAAGAUCAGUUCAACGAACUCCUCCGCACCAUUCGAAAGCUCGAGUCAAGAAUUAACAACCCCGACACUCCUGCGCGGUCCAAGUGGGAUCUUGAAUGGCACGAUCCAAGCCUUGCGUGGUCGACUCCAGUCCGACAGAAGAGCGGCGGUUAUUUGCUGGCAAUUCUCAUCAAACACGAUGACGAAAUGAUCAAGGGUUUCUGCUGGUUUGCUCGCACGCCUGAACAUGAAGGUUACCACUCAGCAAUUAUCUGCCAGUUCGCUACAACCUACGACAGCAGUCUGAAACCUCCGGACCAAAGGCUGCUCAGUAGAUAG